Solanum lycopersicum (tomato) is the source of this 755-nucleotide messenger RNA. RefSeq names its product pectin acetylesterase 8-like. Gene Ontology annotation, molecular function: pectin acetylesterase activity. Lineage: Eukaryota; Viridiplantae; Streptophyta; Magnoliopsida; Solanales; Solanaceae. Gene Ontology annotation, cellular component: plant-type cell wall. Gene Ontology annotation, biological process: cell wall organization. The record is from RefSeq and is a predicted model, not a curated record.
GCUUAUAAAAGGAGAGAUAAACUCAUAGUCUCAUAGCACUUGUUAAGUCUAAUCAUAAGCAUUUUCUCUAAAGUACUCUCCUUUCAUUCUCAAUACUUUAAAGACGAACAAGUUGUUGCUCGUAACAUGACGAAAAUAUUUUUGUUGAUUUUUCUAGUACUGCUUUAUUGUACAAGUCAUGUUGUUGGCGCUAAAGAUGAUUUUUAUGUUAAUAUAACAAUUCUUGAAAGUGCAACUGCCCAAGGCGCGGUAUGUCUUGAUGGAAGUCCACCAGCCUAUCAUCUUCAUAGAGGACAUGGUACUGGACUUGGCAGCUGGAUUAUCCACUUGGAUGGAGGCGGUUGGUGUGACAGUAUCACAGAUUGCCUAAAUCGUUCGACGACGUACUUAGGUUCUACCAAAUAUAUGAGAAAAAAGGGUUUUUUUGACGGGAUACUCCAUAAUACUUCCAUAAGAAAUCCAGAGUUUCACAAUUGGAACAGAGUGAGGGUAAAAUAUUGUGACGGUUCAUCAUUUACGGGUGAUGUUGAACAAGUUGACACCGAGAACAAAUUAUAUUUUAGAGGGGCAAGAAUAUUUAAGGCUAUUAUGGAAGAUUUGUGGAGCAAAGGAUUGGAAAGUGCUGAAAAUGCAAUUCCAUCGGAAUAUCAGCAGGUGGUUUGGCAACAAUCUUAAAUUGCAAUAAGUUUAAAUGCCUUCUUCCAGAAAAUGCCAAAGUUAAGUGUGUUGCGGAUGCUGGCUUCUUCAUCAAUGGG